Molecule: messenger RNA, 2431 nt
Organism: Oryzias melastigma (Indian medaka)
Lineage: Eukaryota; Metazoa; Chordata; Actinopteri; Beloniformes; Adrianichthyidae
Gene: akt1s1
Product: AKT1 substrate 1 (proline-rich)
Exons: 6
Coding region: 426-1481 (351 amino acids)
Biological process (GO): negative regulation of protein kinase activity; neurotrophin TRK receptor signaling pathway; negative regulation of TOR signaling
Cellular component (GO): cytoplasm
Source: RefSeq, a predicted model, not a curated record
CGGGAAAUGCUUUAAAUAGCGCAUGCUAGCUUGUUGCCGCUGGCGUCAACCGAAGCUGGGGGAGAGAAACCGUGGGAGAGGGCUGAAAACGAGCGACCAAAGGAAUAAUAAGCUCGAAUAACAUCUGGCAAGGUGGAAGAAAGAAACCGGACAGGAAUCACCAGCAACUGGGCAACAUCCCGUCUCUCCCCUGGCUCUCCAGUUUGGUAGAACAUCGCCCAGAAUAUCAGAUGUUUAAGCCACAGAGUGCCUGACAAGUUUGAACUUCAUCAUCACCAGUUCAGAAGACGACACCAGCCGCUAAGACAGAUCACACCAAAGUUACAACUUCUGUAAUUUUUCAUUUCCUGAGACCUUAUAAGGAUCAAUCAUCAGAUCCUCUAAACUUUAUUAUUAAAGACUAAACCGGGAUUCUGUAGACCGUCAUGGCCGCCCAUCACAAACCAUCAGAGCCCGAAAUCCCAGACAACCACAAAGAGAGCUGGAUGGCUCUACUUUCUGCUGCAGAAGCAUAUUGCCAAAAGUCCGGCUGCGACUUGGCCAUACUCACGGCCUGCAAGAAGUUCCGGUUCUCGACCGGAGACUCGGAAGGAGUGAAGAAGCGGGAAGGCAGCGUGGCUUUCCCCAGGGAGUUUGACUUCUCCUACAAUGUGUGGGGUCACGGAUUUCUGGCCGAGUCAGCUCGCCGUUACAUGGACGACAUCGCCGUUCUGCACUCCACGAGCAUGCUGACGGCCCAGAAGCAAACCCGGCCCGCCGCCGAGGAGAGGGGAGCCAAGCAGGCGGCUGAUCUGACCUCUGACCCCGGACACAGAGGAAGCGGGACAGGUGAGCUGGGCGGAGUCAGCCCCAACGGCAGGCUGUUCUCUCAGAGCUACCCCUCCAUCUACAGCUCGGUAACUGUGAGCGGGGGGGCCAAGGAGCAGAACGGGAACGGAGAGAGGGAGCGAGAGAGGAGCUCUCUAGAAGCUGAGCGGGAGAGGCAGCGAGCGGGGAUCGUAGAUCUGGAAGAAGAGUGUGAAGAUGAAGAAGAAGACGAGGACGACAUGGAUGAGAGGCAGCCCUAUGGAAAUGAAAGUGCAGGUGUUUUCUCCAUGGACGAGGACUCGGUAUCCCGUGACUGUGAGCCCUUUUUUGAGUCCGAUGGAGAGGAGGAAAGCACUGAUGGCUCGUUGAGCGAGGACGCCCCCCCACCAUCACGCUCCAUGGCCGUGGGUCAGCCUGCCUUCCUGCCCCGGAACGCCCACCCCACGGCUCUGGCGCGCUCCCUGCCCGUGUCUGUGCCCGUGUGGGGCUGCAAAAGCAGCAGAGCCGCUCCGGGAGACAGCAACAGCGGCGAGCGGGUGGGCUGCGCUGACCUGGAGCACAUCGCCGCCAGUAUGAAGGCCCUGCUGGUCCCCGGAGCGACCGACGGGACCGAGAUGUUCGGCGCCCUGCCCCGGCCCCGCCUCAACACGGGCGACUUCUCGCUGAAGCACUGAGAGGAGCAGACGGACGGGGACAGAAAGGGAUGGAGAUCCGGGGGUGGGGUUGUCACGGCGACAACGUGACGUUCAGCUUGUGAAAAAAAGCGUUAAAAGCUAGUACCUCCAUUUAUUUCUCACUAACCCCAAUUAACGGCACAUUCUUUCAAAAGAAACGGUCAUAAAGAAAUGUUAUCAACACUAAUAACAUUCUCAACACUACCACCCCCCCUCCAUACUUGAACUGUGACAUGUACAACACUAAACGGGGCCACAGGAAGAACUUGGAGUCUGUUCUUUUGCUUUUUGGUCAAACUACCAGGAGAUUUUUGGGGAAAAAUGAAACGAUUCAAUAAUUUUAGUCUUAUUUUAACAGAAAACAAUCAGACGGGAUGAAAUUUAAAAAAGGAAAUAAAAAAACGGUGAGAAUGAGUCGACUGCAGAAGCUUCAAAUAUGACGGGUUUCUGCUUAAACUGUAAUCCAUAAUCGAUUUUAUCUUAAAAAAAAAAUGUUAUAUUAUCCUGAAUUAAGAAAAACUGCAUCCACGUUGCUAUACUGGACUCAUUCUCACCGUCAGCGCCCAUCAGUUACCAGGUAAGAUGACCAAAAGGCUCUUUAGCCCCGCCCCGUUUCCCCCUUUUGAUCAUGGGGAAAGGGGUAGAAACCACAACGCUAAAAAAUAAAUAUAAAAAGUGAGCAGGGAACACCAGCACCUCCUCAUAUCAUGCCUGUUUUUACUUUUUGCCAACGAAUGACUGACUGAAUGAAUGCAAAUCAAUACAGAACUCUAUAGGAUGUAUUUUUUUUUUCUUUUCUUUUUGCUCCUCAUCCUCUGUGGAAACGACAGAAUGAAUGAAACUGUGAGACAGAAGGGUUUGAAAGGCAGAGCAUCCAUCUUUACAAAAGACAAAAACAAGUGUUCUGUUUGUUCUUUGAUGUUUCAAAAUAAAAGGAGCAACACCAAGAA